AGGCAGUCUGGCAGAGGCUAGGUUGUAUCUUCCAACUUUGGGGUUUGGCCCUGAUAGGGAACCAUUGAGUGAAAAAUGAAUGAAGGGAUGCCCCCACUAAUAGGGGCUCCCCAGAGAAUAGCCCCGUACUCUUCCUGUUUCCUCCUUUUAUUCUUUCUCUGGACAUUAAGUUGAGUAGUGUGUUUUGUUAUAGUUCUCAGUACAUACCUGAUAUAAAGUGACGAAGCUGUGAAUCAUGUACAUUUAUUUGGUAAAGAGGUUGAUUCUUUUUAAACUGACAACUGUUGCUUUUACGUGUGGUGGACUGAAAAGGAAAGGAUAAAAUGCAAUUUAGAAAUUUAAUGACAGAGCUUGUUUUCAUUGUUAUCAGAAAAUUAUUCUCAAACGAUGGAGUAACCUUUUUAGGGACUGAGAUUUGUCAUUUAAAAGCAAUAAUGGGAUGCAAAUGUUGCUUGCUUAAUGGUUUCUGUGUUUGGGUUUUAAUGUUGACAGGAAAGAUGAGUUGCAGGGUCUUCAAGGCAAACAUGUUUUUCUUCCUAAAAGUUUUUAGUGUCCAUAGCCUGUGAUUCACAUUUGUGUGCUUUUAUUUAAGGAGAGUUUCAUUGACUUAAGUAUGUUUUUCCUAACUGUAAUGCUUAUUCAAUUUUGAGAAUGCCAUUCUAAUUACAAGAGCAUAGGAUAAAAAAGAUGUGAGGUAGUAAUUUAAUUUUAUUAUUUAGUAGCCUUUCUGAUCUAAGCACCUGAAGAGACAGGUAAUCUGAGGGAGUAAACAUACUUCUGUGACUGCUCUUCCUUUAAAGAGAAAUGAUCUUGUAUGGUUUUGGGGGUGUUGCAAUUGUUAAAAUACAAUUGGUACUUAAUCAGUUCUUAGGGAGAUUUUGUUUGUAUGCUUGUUUUCAAAUGCCUGUUGCCUGGAAGUUGUUUCAGUGGCAAAUGUAAACUUUGAUUUUCAUCCGCAAAGCUGAGAAUCACUUAUUUUAUUUACCUGAAGGUAAUAAUAAUCCAUUGACAGGAAGCCAUAGACUGGGAAUAACAUUUUUCCAGUUUUGAUGAUUUGUUAUUAUCUAUCCAAACUAUUUGAACUAUUUUUCUUUUUGUUCAGUAACGUACUUUAUAGAAAUUGUAGGUCAGGGCUCAAGGUAGAAUUUUUCAUGUUCUGUGGAAGUUUCUUCUUUGUCAGUUUUUGAAAAAAAAAGGUGUUAUUUUGGUAUUAACAGUAGUUUAUCAACAUGGCUUUAAAAACUGUUUCUUUUGUGGCAUUUAAAUUGUUUCUGUAUGGUGUUUGUAGAAAAGGCAGUUGUGAAAUGGGAAAACACUCUGGACAUGGAGUCAGAGUGCUUGGAGCUAGUCCUGGUACUACCCGGCAACAGUUUUAUAAUCUCAGAAAGUUACUUAACCUAUUUUAUUUUUAUAAAAUAAAAAGAUUAAGGAUUAAAAACACCUGCCUACUUACUAGGAUUAUUGUUGAGGAUCUAUUGAGAUAUUGUCUUUUAAACGGUAUCUUUAUACCAGAGACUUCUUCCCUGAUCAGAAAAUUAUUUCUUGGGUAAUCUAAAUUUUUCAAAUAUAGGUUUUUAAAAAAAUUUUGAGAAUCGAAUUUAUUGCUGUUGUAACAGUAACAUUUAAACGUAUAGAUACGCUCUAGGAAGAUAUUAUCAAUACAUAAUCAGAAAACCAAACUUGAAAACAAACAAAUUAGGGAUACUUAUUCCAAGAGCUUUCACUUUAAAAUAACCUACUCCCCUAAUGUGUGACUAUUAUAAACAACAUGCUUUAUUUAGGAACUUAGUUGUUGCAUAGUAGGCAGUGAAUGGUCUUGUGGAAUUUUUUACCCCUUUGAUGAGUCUGGCCAUUUCUAGGAGUUCACUUUACAUGUUUGUUGUAGCAAGACCCAGUAGUAUACAUUCUUGAUCUUGUCACUUCACUUAAUCACUUUGGGUCUCAUUUGCUUUGCCAGGAAACAGAUCACUGGUUCUUAACUUCUUUUGGAUCAUGAACUUUUUGAGUACUUGAUAUAAAAAUGUCCAACUCCCUAACUGGAAAAAUGCACAUAUCCACAACUUUUUUGGUUUUGUUUUACAUCAGACUCACAUAGCCCCUGGAAGAGAUGAACUCCCAUUCCCUUCCAUUUCUUACAUUUUAGGAUACUGUGAUUCUAAAGCAUUUUAACUUUUAUUUUUGUCUCCAGUAAUUAUAUAGUAUUGUAUUACUAUGUAGUCACAAAAUUAGCUUUUUGGACUUAAAAAAUAGCUUAAAAAUCUUAUUCAGGUAAACAUGAAACAAUUGUUGUGUUAUUUUUAAAGACAACUUUUGGGGUGAAGUAAGAAACUAUAAACAAGCACUUUCAGAAAGGUUGAGUAAACAGCUGUGGCAGAAUUACAUAAAUAAACAUUGUAGAAAGUCUCUAGCAGCCUGGAAAUAGAAUGCGGAAAGAGUCUAGCAAUCAGUGUCUCUCAGUGGGAGAACAUUGCCUCUCUGUGGGAAUUUGGAAACAUGUAAGGCCAUGUUUGGUUAUCUCAGAGUGGGGAGGGGGCGUGCACUGGCAUUUAGUGGGCACGAGCCAGGGCUGCUAAAUGUUUUUCAAUGCUUAGGGCAGUUCCAAACAACAAGAAAUUGCCCUGCCCAAAAUGCCAGUGCUCUUUGACAAACACUGGUGAGUGAUGUGAGAUGGGACCUACCACACCAGAAUAGCUCUUUAAAACUGAAGCUGUUUUGUUCUUUUAAAAAUAUUAUUCAACAUAAAAUUCCCUUUUGGAAAAAUUCACAGACAGAAACAAUUUACUAGAUAUACUAGAGCAAUUUGGGUUACUUAAAUGUAUAUUUACUCUUUGUCCUCUAGUAGCUGUUUUAGUAGCAGAAAGCGGGGGGUAUUGUUGUGUCUGCUGAAGUUUGGGAAAUGAGGAGUCAACUCUUGGUCUAAUACUGUAUGAUUUCUGGUAGGUCCUAUUUUAGGACGAGAUGCAAUAUUGUUGAAACGCCAAUCUGCUUUGGUUCAGGCAGUUGGCUUUUCAGCUGAGAAGCCAUUUCUUCUUCCUCUUUUUAAAAUUUUUUUGCUGACUUACUGAACUUAUGAAACCAUGGCGGAAGGAGAGACACAGUCACCUGGGCCCAAAAAGUGUGGUCCCUAUAUCUCAUCUGUCACUAGCCGAACUGUGAACUUGAUGAUUCGAGGAGUAGUGCUGUUUUUUAUUGGAGUAUUUCUUGCAUUAGUGUUAAAUUUACUUCAGAUUCAGAGAAAUGUGACGCUCUUUCCACCUGAUGUGAUUGCAAGCAUCUUUUCUUCAGCAUGGUGGGUACCGCCAUGCUGUGGCACAGCUUCAGCUGUGAUUGGGUUAUUAUACCCCUGCAUUGACAGGCAUCUAGGAGAACCACAUAAAUUUAAAAGAGAGUGGUCCAGUGUAAUGCGGUGUGUAGCCGUCUUUGUUGGUAUAAAUCAUGCCAGCGCUAAAGUGGAUUUUGAUAACAACAUACAGUUGUCUCUCACACUGGCUGCACUAUCCAUUGGACUGUGGUGGACUUUUGAUAGAUCUAGAAGUGGUUUUGGCCUUGGAAUAGGAAUUGCUUUCUUGGCAACUUUGGUCACUCAACUGCUAGUCUAUAAUGGUGUUUAUCAAUAUACAUCUCCAGAUUUUCUCUAUGUUCGCUCUUGGUUACCAUGUAUAUUUUUUGCUGGAGGCAUAACAAUGGGAAACAUUGGUCGACAACUGGCAAUGAUUUUGCUGGAGGUGAAAGUGAUCAGCAGGAGAGUUUAUCAGCAUCAAAUUGUUUUGAGUCUAAAUCUGGAAGAAUACAUAUAAUUAAAAGUAAGGACCAUUGAAAAAUUUAACUAGAGUAAAUAUGUUUUACAAAUACAAAAUGACCUUCUGGAGUGCCACAAAGUGUUAAGUGAUAUUAACUGUCAUUUGCAGUACAGUAUUACACUGCUUUUGCGCAUGGAACACAUAAGAAUUCCUGAACAGGUCAAAAUGAAGUUUCUAGUUGUCUUGGGUUCUGUAAUCUGUUGGGUUCUGUAAAGAGAACCAUUUGAGCUGGGCUGCUUCAUAUGAUUGAUUGUCAGUGGAUUGCAUCCGAGGAGUGGAUGGGCACAUAAUUUCUUAUGUAUCCAUGCGCCGCCCAUUAAUGAACAGUUCAAGAAUGUGGUGUUUUAGAAUGUAUUGGGAUGGCAUGUUGUGCAUGGUAAGGAUCCUGGUAACAGUUUUGUGCAAAUUUUUCCAACAACUGGAGCCUUUUGAGUAUGAUUUAAACAUAGUCUUAGUUAACCUUUUCCCCCAGUUUUUAUUUUUGAAAUUGAUGGCAAUUGUCUGAUACACAAGGGUGAAAUCUGCUUACUCUGGAGGGGUGUGUAUGUGUGUGUGUGUAGGACUGAGUGAGGGAGAGAGAGAGAGAGAGAGAGAGAGUGUGUGUGUGUGUGUGUGUGUGUGUGUGUGUGUGCAUGUGCUCAUGCUCUCUUAAUAUGUCAACUAGAUAUUUUUCCAGUUUUGAUUUUAAAACCAUUUCUGUCAGACUGAGAUCUUGUAUGCCAAACUUUAAUCUGCUCUUAUGUUUUAAGGCUGAAAGUGUGAAAAUCCUAAGAGGAUUUCCUAUUGAAUAUAUGUACACAAUCUUAACUAUAGUGGUGGUAAAGAUACUACUGUAAUUUAUUAUUCUAUCUUCCAGAUAAUGUUAUUCAUUUAGAACAAAUAAGGUAUAUUUUUAGAAUCAACUUUGUAAGCACUAUAAUUCUUUAAUAAGUUAUAAGGUCUAUGAUGUGUUUACUUUGAAAUUUGCUGUUUAAAGCAAGAUGUAUUAAAUAUAUAAUUAUCA
Molecule: messenger RNA, 4803 nt
Organism: Aethalodelphis obliquidens (Pacific white-sided dolphin)
Lineage: Eukaryota; Metazoa; Chordata; Mammalia; Artiodactyla; Delphinidae
Gene: INSIG2
Product: insulin induced gene 2
Exons: 6
Coding region: 3078-3797 (239 amino acids)
Biological process (GO): cellular response to insulin stimulus; cholesterol biosynthetic process; SREBP-SCAP complex retention in endoplasmic reticulum
Cellular component (GO): SREBP-SCAP-Insig complex; endoplasmic reticulum
Source: RefSeq, a predicted model, not a curated record